Molecule: messenger RNA, 2726 nt
Organism: Vespa velutina
Lineage: Eukaryota; Metazoa; Arthropoda; Insecta; Hymenoptera; Vespidae
Product: transmembrane protein 145
Exons: 5
Coding region: 548-2020 (490 amino acids)
Biological process (GO): G protein-coupled receptor signaling pathway; response to pheromone
Source: RefSeq, a predicted model, not a curated record
AAGAAAAAGCAACGAGAGAGAGAGAGAAAAAAAAAGAAAUAAAAGAAAUAAAUUAAAAGAAAAGAUUAGAAUGAGAAAGUGACGAGGGAGAGAGAGAGAGAGAGAGAGAAAAAAGUUUUAUUUUCUCCAUUACGCUUUCGAUCUUUGGGUGGGGAAAAUCAAUAGGGAAAACCAUGUACGAUAGGCGAACGAGCAUGGGUCAUAUAACGUAGGACAGAUAAAACGUUUGUUAUUAUUUUUGAAUCUAUUUCUAUGCCAAUAACAUAUGUGUGCCCUCGAAUUGCAAUACGUGAAGAACGAAGACGAUGUUACGAGAAGAAGAAGAAGAAUUAUUGUCGACGUCGACAGGGACUCGAAUGGCGAAAGAAGAAGUGAUUACGAGUGUUUCAAAACAUUUUGACUCAAGGAUGAGGAAAACAUGUUAGAGUUACGAAUAAUUGACUUUGCUUCUUGACAUCCGUUUGACAUAAUAAUAAAAAAAAAAAAAAAAGAAAAAAAGAAAAGAUAACUUUCGAUUCCCGUUAUACAUUGCAAUCUUUCUACGAAUAUGAUGUUUCGACAGUGGUUAUACGCUUUCCUAUCCCUUUGCAUCUGCAUUCUAUUGCAGUUAGAUUGUGUCGAAUCUACUCACAUUACCGGCACAUUCAACACGAAGGAGUUCUUCCGUUUUCUUAUUAAAUUUGGCUUCCAAAAGACAGAUCGUCACAGACAGAAGGAUACAUCUGGUUAUAUAUUUGGGAAUAUAACAAGUAAAAUGAACUUUUCUGUGCCGAUCACAUUGGCUGUACUUGAUCGGAGUCAUUUUUUAGAGUACUAUGGCAAUAGGACUGUAAUAGAUAAAAAUAUUGCUUGUACUCUAAUGUUUAAUACUCUGAAUCAAAGUUCUUAUGAUCCAAACUGUAACGAUGAAGGUCAAGAUUUUCUAAGACGAAUACCUUGCCCUAGAGGAAAAUUAUGCCAAGACGAAGACUCUAUAUGGAAUAUUGUAAAGGGGCAUCAAUUCACUUAUGUUAUACAGGACUUUUGGCAACCACGUUUCUGGUAUAUGAGUAUAGUAGCAUGUUAUAGAAAUGCAACAACAUGCCAGUGGGAAUAUUAUGACAAGCAUGACAUAUUAGAGUAUGAUAUAUGGCUAGUAAAUGGCAAUCCUAAUACUAGUGGCCUGAACAGCGUUACGUAUCAGUUCUCCUAUGACAGGCAAAAUACUAUAGAACUAUAUUUACUGUUCUUUGUGUGCUAUAUUAUAUUAGUUCCGCUGCAAUUAUAUGCAGCAAGAUUACAAAAACACCCUGUGACACGAUUAUUUACGGCUAGCUUAUUCUUAGAGUUUGUUGCAGUGUGUUUAAUUUUAAUACACGUGUUAAAAUUUUCUCUCGAUGGAGUUGGCUACGAACGAUUAGAAGUUGCCGGCGAUAUUUUUGAUAUUCUCUCACGGGCAUCAUUUAUGUUACUUCUACUUUUACUUGCCAAAGGAUGGGCUGUAACUCGAAUGGAAUUAACAUGGAAGCCCUUAGUUUUUGCUAUAUGGCUAUGUUAUGGUGUAGUACACAUUUUGUUGUAUGUUUGGAACAUGACUGAAGUUGACAUAGUAGAAGACAUUGACGAAUACCAAACCUGGCCAGGUUGGUUCAUUCUUUUAUUCCGAAGUGCUAUAAUGAUAUGGUUUUUAUAUGAACUUCGAAAUACUAUGACGUAUGAACAUAAUACUCAAAAAUUGAAUUUUCUUCUCCAUUUCGGUGCAUCUUCACUAGUUUGGUUUAUUUAUUUACCAAUAAUAGCUCUUAUAGCGCUUCAAGUAAGUGCUCUUUGGAGGUUCAAAUUGUUGUUAGGUAUAACAUAUUCUGCUGAUUGUUUUGCUUAUUGUGUAAUGGCACAUUUAUUAUGGCCAACGCGAAGUGAACAGUACUUUUUACUCGCCCAAGGUGGAGAUAAUGGUGAUGAACUUGAUGAAUUUAAUGAAGCACCUCAUGUACUAAAUAAUUAUGUGGAACCACCAGAACUCAGUAAAAUUAUCACUUAAUAUUAAAAUCUUAAUUCGGAUAAAAUAUUGAAGAGUAACAUUCAAAAUGUGAUGUAUAUUUGCCAAAUGGUAAAACCAUAGAAAAUUGAUAAUACUUUGAUCUGUGCUAUUUGAGACUGAAAUGUGCUGCACAUUCUGUAAUUAAUAUAUGUAUAUCAUUGAUUAGAUUGAAAUAUGCAAUAGAAGUCAAUAAUUAAUGCGAAAAAGAUAAAAUGAACGAACACAAUGUAAAAAUCAGUUUAUUAUGAUAAUUUUCUACUUAUAUGAUAAAAAUAAUGAUAAUUGAUUUAUUUUGUACUAAUUCAUAACACACACGGAUAUAUCACAGUGCAUAGUGUAUAAUAGAAUAAUAUAAAAAGUCACUUUCUUUUCAUUUUGAAGUAUUUGAAAUGUGUAGCAGAUUUUUAUGGUUGGCAAUUAUCUGAUAAUUUUUAUUUUUCUUUGGCUUCUAUAUUUCACCUAUUUAUCAUAUACCUAUUAUAUAAGAUAUACGUACAUAAAAAUAUAAAAUAAUUAUACCACUAUAUAGUAAAUUUUAUAAUUUUAUAGUAAUCUACAUAAUAGAAUUUUCACUCUCUUUGUUUUCUCUUUAUACCUUUCAGUAAUUUUAUUAUUCUACACUAUAAAAUAUAUUUUAGUGUGUGCUUGAAAAAGAAUGAUUAUACAUAGUUGUUUACACGAUUGUGUGGUUUUAUAAUUAUAAUAA